This is a messenger RNA of Misgurnus anguillicaudatus (oriental weatherfish), 1697 nucleotides long. Its product is annotated as alpha-N-acetylgalactosaminide alpha-2,6-sialyltransferase 2-like. The record is from RefSeq and is a predicted model, not a curated record. Gene Ontology annotation, molecular function: sialyltransferase activity. Lineage: Eukaryota; Metazoa; Chordata; Actinopteri; Cypriniformes; Cobitidae.
CCCAAACCCUCCUCACAAGGUGAUCAGGUGUACAGCAAUUUGGGAUCAAGGAAAGAGUUACAAUGAGGGUCCAGCUUCUCCAGAGACUACUGCUGCGUUUCGUAGCUGUGGUGGGAAUCGGAUAUUUGACAUCAUUUGUAGUGUUCAUGGCACUGCAUAUUCAAACGCCAUCGGAAGAACCAACCAACUUCCUCAUAAAACACUACAGUUUGAAGUAUCAACUGUCUCCUGAAAAUGAAGAUUUCAUUACUGAAGAUCAACUGUCUUAUGAAAUUGAACAGAUUAUUGUUAAAAAACUAAGGCAGAAUUUGAUCAACAAACUAUCUUCUCACAAUAAAUCGGACAUUACUGAAGAUCUAGAGCGGAACUCAGUCGAUAAAACAUCUACUGACAAUGAAACAGACAUUCCUGAAGAUCUAGAGCGGAAUUCAGUCAAUCAAUCAGAUCUUCCAGAUCCAUCAACCUCAAAAUACACACAACCUCACAUUACAAAUCUAAACACAAGCACUUCCAGGACAGUGCCAGAAAAUGGGACAGAAAUGGCCAUUACAGUAAAACCCACUAUGGCAGAAUUUUUUGGUGACCAGUAUGCUGUGGAUGAUGUUCCUUCACAAACAGACUGUCCAAACAAUAUCAGAAAGCGUGUACUUCAGACCAACUUCUCUGAGAUGUUUCUACAAACAAUUCCAGUCCUGCAGUGGGCAAAGCAUUUUACUCCAGAAGAGUACCAGCGAUUGAGACGUUAUGAGGAAGGUCAUGGUUGGGCAAAUGUUUCUGUCGAUGUGUUGAAUAGCUCACUGGGAAUUUUAAACACAUCCGCAAAUCGGUUAAUGUUUGACGACUGGGAGCAAAGAAAAAACAGAUCGCAGUGCAUCCGCUGUGCCGUGGUGGGAAACGGAGGAAUACUGAAUGGAUCGAAAAAAGGCAAAGAGAUUGAUGAGCAUGAUUAUGUGUUCAGAGUAAAUGGGGCGAUUUUAAAGGGGUUUGAGGAGGAUGUGGGAUCUCGAACAUCUUUUUAUACAUUCUCAACAAACACCAUGCGAAACUCCAUGAAUAGUUAUGGUGGAUUGGGCUUCAAGGGACCACCAGUAUCCAAUGAGACCAGAUACAUUUUUUUGCCAGAUCAAGACCGAGACUACAUUCUUAUUAGAGCGGCCGCCACACAUACAGUCAUUGAAAAAGGCCCUGAGCGCAGCAAAAUACCACCUAAAUUCUUUGGUGAAAAUGUGACGGUGGAAAGCUUCAAAAUGUACCACCCGGAUUUUAUCCGUUAUCUUAGAAACAGGUUCUUGCAUUCAAGCCGUUUGAAAACAUAUGCCAAAAAGUUUUACAGACCAACCACAGGAGCGGUGAUGCUCCUGGCUGCUCUUCAUACGUGUGAUCAGGUUGAUGCAUACGGGUAUAUGACUCCAAACUGGACUUCAUUCUCGGACCACUACUAUGACAAAAAGAGAAAGCCUGUCAUUUUUUAUGCCAAUCAUGACAUGCAAAUGGAGAUGAGGUUGUGGAAGCAGUUGCAUGAAGCCGGACUAAUAAAUCUCUUCACACGUUACUGAGAACGCUGAUCUUUGUACAAGGUGUUUAUUUAAAUUAAAAAGAGUGUCAUUUGGCCACAGGAUAAACUUGUUCUUCUUUUCAAACCUUUAUUUGGGAUUUCUGCUUCAAAAGGUGAAGAUCAGACCUUGUUUAGUUGUUUC